Messenger RNA from Aethalodelphis obliquidens (Pacific white-sided dolphin), 5986 nucleotides. It is a transcript of the gene SENP7, whose product is annotated as SUMO specific peptidase 7. Gene Ontology annotation, molecular function: SUMO-specific endopeptidase activity. The record is from RefSeq and is a predicted model, not a curated record. NCBI's taxonomy places the organism in Eukaryota, Metazoa, Chordata, Mammalia, Artiodactyla, Delphinidae. Bases 1258 to 4305 code for a protein of 1015 amino acids. Gene Ontology annotation, biological process: protein desumoylation; proteolysis. The transcript has 28 exons. Gene Ontology annotation, cellular component: cytoplasm; nucleus.
CGCAGGGUGAAAAACAUCCACUGACAGUAGCAAUACAAAGACUAUUGAGACCGCGUUGUGAGGUUUGGGGGCUGAAGCCAGGUGAGAGUGGGUAAGGGAUGAGUGGACUAUGAGAAAAUUGAGUCAUCAAGGUUAAACGUUUUUAUGAAUCUUGGCAGAGGCAAUAUUCGGUAGGCUCAGCCUCCGGUGUGGUGUCCAGGAAAUUUUUGUUAUUUUUACUGUGCCUGGGAGAGACUUGACCAGCUGAUGGGAUUGUUAGCAAGGGAAUAAGGAAAGAAAGGUUGAGAAGGGUGAACUUCCUCAGAAGAUUGAAAGAGAUGGGAUUCAGAGGACAGAUGGAGGGAACUGGUCUUGGAUAGGAGGAGGAAAUACCACUUCCUUUGUAACAGGAAGAAGGGAAGAAACUUAGGUGGGGAUGGAAACCAGUUUGUAGAUAUGGCACUUGUAAUUUUAGAGUUCCCAUUUCUGUGAAAGAGGUAGUCAGCUGAGAAUCUCUGGAGAGCGAAGAAUGGGAGAAGGUUUCAAAUUGUUAUGAAGAGUGAAUGUGACACUCUCAGUGAUGGAGAAGUUUUUCACGUAUUGCAGUAUAGGGAAGUCAUUCUGGCUUAUACGUGGUUCUGCCUGAACUUUGUGUGAACUGAAACACAGCCUGACUUACGGCCUGUCAAACACUUAUACAGCACAUCUACUUUAACCAUUAAGAUAAAGAAUGUCCUCUUCGAAGAUAAGGAUAAAUAGCUCUCUUCCUGUGGCAUCCAUUAACACUUUCUUGAAGCCAUUCCUGCCAUGUAAGACACUCCCCCCGGCCCAAUAGGAUCAUCACCUGGAGGCUUACUUUUAGCUCCGCACAGGCCACACUCCUGAGGGGUCUUGAGGUGACAGCGACUGCGAUUCAGCAGGAGGAGGAGAAGAUGGACAAGGGGAAGGCCGGGCGACGGCGAUCUUCAUCCGUGGGUCCAGGUGAUGGCUGCAUAUUAUGCAGUGUCUGAUGAACCAUAAUUGAAGUUCAAAACCAGAAUCUACAAUUAAUCAUGAAAUUGUCACAGAAGGGAAAAGGAAAAAGCCUUCAUCUUUGGAGUUACAUAAGCCUUCUCAUGAAAUCUUUGCAGCACAGCAGCUUCAGGGUAUCCAAGAUUUUUUUUAACCUAUGGCUUACGGCUCCCAAGGCAUCUAUACUGAGAGACAGAGAGAGACGGAAAAAAAGAGGGAGGAAGGAAGGGAAAACACACAAAUAUUGCUACAUGAAGGAUAAAAAAGAUGUUAAAUGCAAAACCAGAGGAUGUUUGUGUUAAGUCACCAUUGUCCAAACUCAGAAGCUCAGAACGCUGGGAUCUUUCUUUGCAGGGGUGGAAAAGGAGCCUAAGAAAUAAGGUCCUCUCUGUAGACCAUAAAAGUAAAAAAGGUGUACGUGGGCGUCCUGUCACUUCUAAGACAUCAGCAGAAAGGCAACUCAAAGUUAUGUUGACGAAUGUCCUAUGGACGGAUUUAGGACGAAAAUUCAGAAAGACCCUACCUAAAAAUGAUGCUAAUUUAUGUGAUGCCAGCAAGGUGCAAUCAGACUCAUUGCCUUCGACAUCUGUUGACAGCCUAGAGACAUGUCAAAAAUUAGAACCUCUUCACCAAAGCCUUAAUUUAUCUGAAAGGAUACCCAGAGUUAUAUUGACGAAUGUCCUGGGAACGGAGUUAGGAAGAAAAUACAUAAAGACCUCACCUGUAACUGAGGCCAGUUUGGGUGAUACAGACAACUUGCAAUCAGAGCAGCUUUCUUCAUCAUCUGAUGGCAGCCUAGAAUCUUGUCAAAAUCUAAAUCCUCACAAGAGCUCCUUUUUAUCUGAAAGGAGUUCACAACCAAGUCAGACAGACAAUAAUUAUGCAAAGCAGGCUGCACACACUAAAGAAAAGCGAAGAGAUGAUGAUAGCAUUUCACUUGUAAUGUCUGAUACUCAACCUAAAGACCUCAAUAGGGGAAGUAGAGGUUGUGAUCAUCUUGAAGAGGGGAGCAGAAACAAGGAUAAUACAAAUUCUGAUUCAAAAAUGGAAUCCACUCUGAUUUCCAGGAAGAGGAAACAAAGGCUUAGAAGUAAUUUACCUGGUUCUCUUAAUCCUACUUCUUUGUAUAAGUCAGCAGAACAGACAAAAGAACAAGAAAAUGACCCAACAGUAUCCACUGAGUUGGAAAAGUCAAGUGAAAACUAUCAGGAGGACCCAAAACUGCUUGAAGAAAUUAUGCUUGAACCCAUAGAAAGUGAUUUUACUAAACUAUCCUCGCUUUGUAGUCAGGAGUUGGCUUUGAGUGCUGCUCCCCAAAUCACCUCUGAAUGUUCAACCACUAAAACUUUUGAGAGCUGUAUUUCUACUGAUACUGUGGGGAAUUGUCCUGUGGUCGAGAAGGAUGAGAAUGAAUUGAACACAGUAGAAAAACCUGUUUUAAGUGAACAUAGUGAAGGGAACCAAUCAUUUAUCUCUGCUGAACCAAUUGUUGUUUCCAGUGAUGAAGAAGGACCUGUUGAACAUAAAAGUUCAGAAAUUCUUAAAUUACAACCUAAGCAAGAUCAUGCCAUCUCUAAUGAAAGUGAGAGUACUUCUGAGCCAGCAAUGUCAGAACUACCACUGAUUACAUGUGAAUCUGUACGGGCUUCAUCUGAAUUAUGUCAAUAUAAUCCUGUCAUGGAAAACAUUUCCUGUGUUAUACCUAGUAAUGAGAUGGAUCUACAACUGGAUUUUAUAUUUACUUCUGUUUAUAUUGGUAAAGUAAAAGGAGCUUCUAAAGGUUGUGUUACAUUCACGACAAAGUAUAUUAAGAUUCCAUUUCAAGUGUCCCUGCAUGAGAUUUCAUUGCUAGUGGAUACUACACAUUUAAAGCGGUUUGGAUUAUGGAAAAAUAAAGAUGAUGAUCACAGUAAAAGAAGUCAUGCUAUCCUCUUUCUUUGGAUCUCCUCAAAUUAUCUUCAAGAGAUUCAGACCCAAUUAGAAAACUCUAUGUUAAGCCAGCAAUCAAAAUCCACUGAAUUCAUUUUCCUUGAGCUACACAGUUCUAUUUCACAGAGAGAAGAAUUGAAAUUGCAAGACAUUAUGACAGAAAUAAGUACAGCCAAUGGAGAAUUAGAGCUUUCUUAUCCACUGUCUUGGGUUCAAGCACUUCCUUUAUUUCAGAACCUCUCUUCAAAAGAAAGCUCUUUUAUUCAUUAUUACUGUGCUUCAACUUGUUCUUUCCCUGUUGCUACUGCUGAAGAAAUGAAGAUGAAAUCAAUAUCUCAGCCCUCAAAUACAGAUACAGCCAAGCCUACUUACACCUUACUGCAGAAGCAAAGUAGUGGUUGCUACUCACUUUCUAUUACAUCGAAUCCAGAUGAAGAAUGGCGAGAAGUCAGGCCCACUGGACCUGUUCAGAAGUUGAUUGUAUAUCCUCCACCACCUACUAAAGGGGGCUUAGGAGUAACUAAUGAAGAUCUGGAGUGCUUAGAAGAAGGAGAGUUUCUUAAUGAUGUAAUCAUUGAUUUCUACCUUAAGUAUCUUAUAUUGGAGAAGGUGUCAGAUGAACUUGUUGAACGAAGUCACAUUUUUAGUAGCUUUUUCUACAAAUGCUUGACAAGAAAGGAAAAUAAUUUAACAGAAGAUAAUCCAAAUCUUUCAAUGGCUCAGAGAAGACAUAAGAGAGUAAGAACAUGGACUCGUCACAUAAACAUCUUUAAUAAAGAUUACAUCUUUGUGCCUGUAAAUGAGUCGUCUCACUGGUAUCUUGCAGUCAUUUGUUUUCCAUGGUUAGAAGAAGCUGUGUAUGAAGAUUUUCCACAAACUAUAUCCCAGCACUCCCAGGCUCAGCAAUCCCAACAUGACAACAAAACAAUAGAUAAUGAUCUGCAUACUUCUUCAGCACUAUCCUUGGGUACAGAAGAUUCUCAAAGUCCUGAGAUGAAUAUGUCAGUACCAAAGAAAAUGUGUAAAAGGCCAUGCAUUCUCAUACUAGACUCCUUGAAAGCUGCUUCUGUACAAAACACAGUCCAGAAUUUACGAGAGUAUUUAGAGGUAGAGUGGGAAGUUAAACGAAAAACUCAUCGUGAAUUCAGCAAAACAAACAUGGUGGACCUAUGCCCUAAAGUUCCUAAACAAGAUAAUAGCAGUGAUUGUGGAGUAUAUUUACUGCAAUAUGUGGAAAGCUUCUUUAAGGAUCCUAUUGUUAACUUUGAGCUUCCAAUUCAUUUGGAGAAAUGGUUUCCUCGUCAUGUAAUAAAGACCAAACGGGAAGAUAUUCGAGAGCUCAUUUUGAAACUUCAUUUACAGCAACAGAAGGGCAGCAGUAGCUAGUUAAUCUGUACAAACAUGACACAGAUGUUCUAUACGAUUACUGGAAAGCUGCUUAUCAGCAUUUGUGUUAGCCAGCUCACAGAGAAGAAAAUAACUUGCAGUAGUUUUAUAAGUCACUGUACAUUAUUUAAAAUAUAUAAGAUAUAAUAUUAGGAUUGUUAGGAUCUCAUAGAUGGAGUGGAAAUGGGGGUGAUAUAGAUAAAGUCAUUAGAUAGAAAUUAAAAUUUCAUAAAUAUUUGAUAUUUUUCUGAUUAAAUAUGCUUGGAUUAUGCAAUAGCAUAUGUAAUGUGGGAAUGUUUUUAUAGAUAAUAAAACUAUGUGAUCUGUACUUCCACAUAACUGGGAGUUGAAGGGAGUUAGGUCCUCCCUGGUGCCAGCCCCAGUGCUUGUCAAAUUCGUUGACAAGUCACAUUAUAUUGUAAUUCUAUUCUUUGCAGCUCAAGCAUGCAAUAUGAAUACUGUGUAUUUUUUUUUUUUUAAAGAAUUUAGUAUCAAGGCUUCAGAAAAUGCCAUUUACGGCAUCCCUUCUGUAUAGUGUGAGAGAAGACAUAAUGUUAGGAAGGUGAUAAAAAUUCACUCAUUCAAUGCGCAGCUUAUUUUUCUCAGUUGCUAGGUGGAACCAUUACUCUAUUCUAAUUGUUGUUUGUUUUCCAUUUCUUUUGAUGUCAUGUGUGGGGAUCUGAGAAUUUAGUUCAUUCAUUCAGAGUGAAAUUUGGAAGAAAAAUUUAGCUAUCCAAAAUAGGUUUUUAAAAAUUGUAUAUGUAGCUUAACUUAGUUUAUUUGAGGUAUAGCUAUAUAAAUAUUGACUUCUGUCCUAUUCUGACAUCCCAGAAUAUAUGUACACAGUUUCUGUAAGUAUAGAAGAUAAAAUUGGUGACUUUAUAACUUUAAUUAAAAAAAUAUCCUCAAAGUCUUCUAUAUUAAUCGUUAGGACUAAAUACAUAAUUUUAUAGCUGUUUACCCAGUGUUCAUCUGCAAAAGCCAGAUUGCUCUCAUUGCUUUUGUAGUUUUAUAAGGACAUGUGAUCCCCAUGGAGCAUAAGUUUUUGUUAAACAUUCAGGUAACAGUUCUGAAUUGAUGUGAUGAUGGUGGUAUUACAUAUGAUUAAACACUUCAUAACUUUCUAAUGUUAUCAGGAAUAUUUUGAGGGGAUGAUUAUAUUGUAUUUUCUCAGACAAGAAAAAUGUUUUUUAAUCUUCUGUUUUAAGCAUCUCUUUACACUGUUACUGUAUAUAAAGCAGUGAAGCAAAGGCAAUUUAAGAUGAAGCUAAAAGUCGGAACAUUUUAUUUCAAAAUCUUGUGAAUUGAGGUUGUCAGUUAAGCCUUAGUGUCCUUAAGUUUCUGUUAAUCUUGUCAUCAUCUUUAUAUUGUUCAAGAUAUUUGUCCUUUGGAGAUUUCCUAUAAAGAUGGUUAUAAUUACAUGUUUCAUUCCCAAUUUCUGUGGGGGGGGAGGGGAUUUUUUAGAUGACUUAAUUAUUUUGUAUAUCUAAUUUUGGGAAAGCAAGUAUCUAAUACAUCUCCUUGUGACUUCUUAACUUUUUUGUUUGUAUGUUUUUCAAAGACACCUCUGUUCUUUACCAUGUUUUGAAGAUUGUUUAAAAUUCAUUUUCCUAAAUUCAUAUGGAAAUAAUGCUUUGAGAAUAUCAACAUUUUAUAUUAAACAUGUUUCCAAUUCAUUAAA